Salmo salar (Atlantic salmon) is the source of this 6329-nucleotide messenger RNA. The record is from RefSeq and is a predicted model, not a curated record. Lineage: Eukaryota; Metazoa; Chordata; Actinopteri; Salmoniformes; Salmonidae.
CCAUCAAAUCAUUUUUUUAUAUUGUUUGAGAAACAAAUAAUGAACUGCAAUUAAGCCAUUUCAGUUGCCAGUUAUUGCGGCCGUUGUCAGUCAUAUGCGGUGUGGAAAUAGAUAAGGCGUAUCUCUGUCGCUGUGGCUGGUGGAGAUAUUCGGUUUGACCGAUGCCAUUAGAUGCUGAGUUUUCUGAGGUGCUUCAGCUGUGUCCUAUAUUGUACGGACUGAGAUGACCCAGAUCCGCGUGCACAGCGACUGCCCAUAAACCAAUUAACUGUCUCUAUUCUGUUUCUUAUCUUCUCUCCCAUGUCCCUUUUCUUCCUCUCGCUCCUUAAAGGAAAAUCCACUCAGAAAUGGUCGUUAAGCAUCAUACGAUGCAUUUUGCAUCAUUUUUUAUUUCUUUUUUUAUUUCACCUUUAUUUAACCAGGUAGGCAAGUUGAGAACAAGUUGUAAUUUACAACUGCGACCUGGCCAAGAUAAAGCAAAGCAGUUCGACACACAACAACACAGAGUUACACAUGGAGUAAAACAAACAUACAGUCAAUAAUACAGUAGAAAAAUAAGUCUAUAUACAAUGUGAGCAAAUGAGGUGCGAUAACGGAGGUAAUGGCAAAAAAGGCCAUAGUGGCAAAGUAAAUACAAUAUAGCAAGUAAAACACUGGAUUGGUAGAUUUGUAGUGGAAGAAAGUGCAAAGUAGAAAUAGAAAGAAUGGGGUGCAAAGAGGAUGUGGCAAGUGACAAUUUGAUUUUCGAAAGUCCUAUAUCUUGAAAAUGUGAUUUCUGACAUGCAAAACACUUUGGGAAUUUAUCAACAGUGAACUAAUGAAAAAAAAUAUAUAUAUUGUAAUGAAACAGGCAGGGAGCAGGUCUCGACCCCUCGACCUUCUAGCCCGAAGUCCAGCGCGCUAUCGACUGUGCCGCAAAAGCAUGCUCGUGCGGCAGAGUAGAUAUCAGCGCUUAUAAACCCAGGCUCGUUACAAUAUGUUGGGUUGGAUUUGUCCUUCAACGCACCUCUCUCUCUCUUUCUCUUUAUUUCCCUCCCUCGCGCAAUUCCCCGGUUGUAUUGGGGUGGAUGACGCGGCACCCAUACCUGUGCUGUGGGCUUCUUGCGCCGGCUGGGCGUGCAGCCUGGGGAAGGAAGGGUGAUGGGGAUGCUGCUGCCAUGGUAACAAGCCGAUUAGAUUCAGACCUUUGUGUAUAUUUAUUUAUUUAAUAUUUCAGUUGCGUGCGUGCGUGCCUGAGAGGUGACGGGCGUUUUGGAAGUUAAAAUGCAAUCGGAAUCAGAAUAUUAAGACUGGUGUCGCGUUCCUUUUGAGUUAUGAUUGGCCAUAGAAUUGCCUAAUAUUUGGCUAUACCUUCUCAAGCUCAACAAGUUAUUCCGGUUGGAACAGGACUUCAUGGAUCUAAUUCAUUCAAGCGCACUUAAUUUCCUUGCAUGGUUUUAUUCAUCAAGAUUCGUUAAAAACAUGUACAUGAAACGAAGGUUUUAUUAAUCGUAAAUGAAUAGGAUGGGCUACAAAGAUGUCGCUGUAACGGUCCAAGGAUGUCAUUGGGAGUGACUGGAGAAGUGGAAGAGGAGGGGAAACGCGUCUGAAAUAGCAGAACAUUUAUCCGGGCGGGUUUGGAGACGUCACAUAUUCUGCACUUGCCCAGUUUGUCUGUUCUGUUUGUGUGUUUCCGAACUGAAUUCCGAAAAUAACCCUAAUGGUGACGCUAACAGCUUGUCUUGUUUUACGUGCCCGGACAAAGGGAAUAUUAUCGGGUGUUAGGCGAAUGUGGACUAAAUUGGGGGUACGACCACUUGCAUAUGUACUCUUGCUUAUUUUCGUGUCUUUGUGUGUGUAUCUCUGUCUGUGUUUGAAAGCGUGUUUCAGUAUAAAUCAGUGCGCGGGUGAGUCAGACUGUGUGCGGGUGAGUCUGUCUGUGUGUGUCUCGUGACCGUUUGUGUCCGUUAAAACAAACCGAUCCGUGCUGAUGAGGCUCACUUGUACUUGUCAUUCAUAGGUAGCCAACCAUCCAAAACUACCACCUCCCAUCCACUGUCAAGAUGAACUCUUACAGAAUACUACCAUGUGUCGAUGAGAGCAAGAGGGAGACAUAUCCUUGACAACCAGAGAGGGGGGGUCAAAGAGCGACCUGCGUCAUUAUCCCUGAGAGAGACCAGGAAUUAGGUGCCAAUAUGCCUGGUGUCGAAAUGCUGAGGGCAGCAGUAGAAAGGAGAAGGUGGGCCUCAGGCCAGGAGAAGAAGGGAGGAUGGAGAGAUCUCGAUGAAGAAAAGCAAGCUGGGGAAAGGAGGAGAUAAGAGAAAGCACUGCCAUCAUAUUUUUGGAGAGACAAAUCCAUUGUCGUUUUUAAGUGGCAAACUCCCAGAGGUGGGGUUAGGAUGCACAGAUCAGUGGAGAGGAGACAGAUCACUACAAGCCAUUGGAGAUGAUAAAAAUUUGAGGUCAACUAUUUAAUCACCACCUUUCUCUUUCCCCAGACAGUCUUAGGUAGUAGCAUUUUAUUAGGCUCCUAGUUGAACAUUGACAGGACAUCUUGUCCCGUUUUGACAAUCUGUUUCCAGAGUGAGAGUGACCGGUUAUAUUGAUCUCCCUUUGCCACCCUUCUCCCUGGUUAGGGGAUGGAUGGGGUGGCGGUAGGUGUUGGGCCCCCUGGCGGGGGUGAGGGUCGGCCGGGUCGUAGUGGAGGAGACUCUAAGAGGCGCAGUAAGGGCAGCCUGCCCUCCCCAGGGUACCGCCUCUCCCAGGCAUCUCUGGAGGGGGACAGGCCAGGUGUCGAGGGGUCCGGUUCCGGAGGGGGGCGACGGCGCCUCUCCAUCUUGAGUGCCACCAGAGACGGCCUCCCCUUCCGUUCAGCUGGCACCCCGACCACCCCUGUCCCCCUGCCCCCUCCUCCAGCCCCCUUCUCCUCCGCCCAGCAGCGUUCUGUUGGCUUUUCCUCGUCACGCGCCGCCCUUGCCUCCACUUCCUCCUCCACCGGCACCGGAGUGGUCGUCGUAGCGUUGGGCCCGGAAACCACGACAACCACGGCUUGUAACACCGUGGCGGGCACGCCGGAGAUGGGGAGUCUGUCUGGGACAGGGGGCAUGGGGGGAUUUGGGAUGGGUCUGGACGGGGAAGACUACAGCUACUCCAACCAGUCCACCUUCAUCCAGAGACAGUUUGGAGCCAUGCUGCAGCCGGGGGUCAACAAGUUCAGCCUGCGCAUGUUUGGGUCCCACAAGGCCGUGGCCAUGGAGCAGGAGAGACUCAAAUCAGCAGGAGAGUGGAUCAUACACCCCUACAGCGACUUCAGGUUCUACUGGGAUCUGAUCAUGUUAUGUUUGAUGAUGGGGAACCUGAUCAUUCUGCCAGUAGGAAUCACCUUCUUUAAGGAUGAGAACACUCCUCCCUGGAUCAUCUUCAACGUGGUCUCUGAUACUCUCUUCCUGGUUGACCUGGUCCUCAACUUCAGGACCGGUAUCGUCAAGGAGGACAGCACUGAGAUACUGCUAGACCCCAAGGCUAUCCGUCAGCGCUACCUAAAGAGCUGGUUUGCGGUGGACUUUGUGUCGUCCAUCCCUGUGGACUACAUCUUCCUGAUGGUGGACUUGGAGGCCCGGCUGGACUCAGAGGUUUACAGGACGGCCAGGGCCCUCCGCAUCGUACGCUUCACCAAGAUCCUCAGCCUGCUACGCCUGCUGCGCCUGUCACGACUCAUACGAUACAUCCACCAGUGGGAGGAGAUCUUCCAUAUGACCUAUGACCUGGCCAGUGCCAUGGUGAGGAUAGUCAACCUGAUAGGCAUGAUGCUGCUGCUGUGCCACUGGGACGGAUGUCUACAGUUCCUGGUUCCCAUGCUGCAGGACUUCCCCCUGGACUGCUGGGUCUCCAAGAAUAACAUGGUGAAUGAUACGUGGGGGAUCCAGUACUCCUAUGCUCUGUUCAAGGCGAUGAGCCACAUGCUGUGUAUUGGCUACGGUGCCCAGGCUCCAGAGGGCAUGACGGACGUGUGGCUCACCAUGCUCAGUAUGAUCAUUGGUGCCACCUGCUAUGCCAUGUUCAUCGGCCAUGCCACCGCCCUCAUACAGUCCCUGGACUCCUCACGACGACAGUACCAGGAGAAAUAUAAGCAGGUGGAGCAGUACAUGUCGUUCCAUAAGCUCCCUGCAGAUGUCCGUCAGAGGAUUCAUGAGUACUACGAACAUCGCUUCCAGGGCAAGAUGUUUGACGAGGAGAACAUACUGGGCGAACUCAGCGAACCACUAAAGGAGGCGAUAGUUAGCUUUAACUGCCGUAGCCUGGUGGCUCACAUGCCGCUGUUUGCUAACGCGGACCCUAACUUUGUGACGGCAGUGCUGACCAAGCUUCGCUUCGAGGUGUUCCAGCCCAAUGACUUGAUCAUCCGGGAGGGCACGGUGGGACGCAAGAUGUACUUCAUUCAACACGGACGAGUCGGCAUACUCACCCGCGGAAACAAGGAGACCAAACUCAGUGACGGGUCCUACUUUGGGGAGAUCUGUCUGUUGACUCGGGGCCGGAGGACAGCGAGCGUCAGAGCGGAUACGUACUGUCGUCUCUACUCCCUCAGCGUGGACAGCUUCAACGAGGUCCUGGAGGAACACCCCAUGAUGAGGCGGGCCUUCGAGACGGUGGCCGCCGACCGGUUGGACCGCAUCGGUAGGAAGAACUCUAUCCUGAUGAGGAAGCCGUCCCAGGCGGGUUCCAUGGCGGGGGGCAGCGGUUUGGGGCGUGGGGGUCGAGGAGGAGGGGGGGCGGGGCUAGGCAUGGGGGGGCUGGGCUCCUGUGACAGCAUGCUGGUUCAGCAGAUCGUUAAACACGACAGCAUGCCAGCCAUGCAGGAGGCCAUCGCUGCUGCCGCUGCAGGAAGGGGAGGGGCCACGGGAGGAAGUGGUACGGUCUCCCCUAUGCCCCACCCACUGAUCUGGGCUCCAUUGAUCCACGCUCCGCUCCAGACGGCGGCCGCUACGACUAACGUGGCCAUCGCCCUCAUGCACCAGCAGCAGCAGCAGCUUCAACAUCAGCUACAGCAGCAGCAUGUGCUAGGGGGCGCUAUAUUCCUCCCCUCCAUCUCUCCAUCGCCCUCCGUCUCCUUCCCCCUCUCCCCCCCGCGGCCCCCUGCCCUGCAGCCCCUGCGCCCCUCUGUGAGUUCCCUCAUUGGGAUGAUGGGGGUAGGAGGGAUGGGGGGGCUGUCCCCUAGAGGGGGGUUUCCUGCCUUCCCCUCCCCCUCGCCCUUCCCCAUGGCCCCCCCGGGAGGUGUGAUAUCACCCCCUGUUGCUCAAUCCCCACCCACACCGGCCUCCUCUGUCUCCACGUCGGUCCAAUUAGGAAAGACCCUGCAUUACAGUCUCCGCCUCCACCCAGAACACUCUUCAGUGAUGGGUGGAACCCCAGGAAUCCCCAAGGUAGGAGGGGCCACCACACCACAUCUGUUCUACCACCUGAAUCCAACUGCAGCCACCAGUGUCAUGUCAGACACUUGCAGUUCCAUGGCUGGCCAGCAUGGGGCCAAGGAGGCGCUAUUGCGUCACGGAGGAGGCAGCAACCAGGGCCUGCCUGCACUGGGGAGGCUCACCCAGGAGGCCAGGCUCCUCUCCGCCUCGCAGCCCACCCUGCCUCAUCGAUCCUGGGCAAGCAUGCAGCCUCACCCCCCUCUCCAGCGGAAGGCCUCUGGAGGUAACCUGCUGCCAGCCUCGUUCCUGGCUGGGACUCAGCUAGCCAGGGGUGGCAGUGUGGGGGUGUUGACUACUCCCCUACCAGUACAAGUCCCAGCACAACGGUUACACAUGCCCCCCUUCAAUGCACAGAUACAAGCACAGAACCUGGGCUCUAUACAGCCCCUCCCUGAUCCUGUCUCUACACACUGCCCUGCACACACACACACAGCCACACACACACAUCCCAUCGCUGUACCUGCAGCCACACCCAUAUCAGCUUCUCCCCUGGCCUCCUACACUUCCUCCCCCAAACAAACCCCCCUCUCCUCUGCCACCCCCUCCCCUGCUCCCACUCCUUUCUCCCUCAUCCCAGCCCUGCCACUGACCCCUCGCCCCAAACCCACCCCUACACCCCCAUCUCGCUCCUCCUCUCCUCCCCCCUGCUCCAUCCCUCCCUCUGCCGGAACUACUCCCCUCACCUCAACCCCUUGGUCCAAACCCAUCCCUACACCUCCCCCUCGCUCUUCUUCCCCCUCUCCCUCCUCCACUCCCCCUCCCUCCUCUGUAACCACCUCUUUCCCCCUCACCUCAACCCCUUGGUCCAAACCCAUCCCUACACCUCCCCUCGCUCUUCUUCCCCCUCUCCCUCCUCCACUCCCCCUCCCUCCUCUGUAA